Molecule: messenger RNA, 1434 nt
Organism: Monosiga brevicollis MX1
Lineage: Eukaryota; Choanoflagellata; Craspedida; Salpingoecidae
Exons: 6
Coding region: 1-1434 (477 amino acids)
Biological process (GO): tRNA methylation; tRNA wobble uridine modification
Cellular component (GO): cytoplasm; mitochondrion
Molecular function (GO): protein binding; GTP binding; GTPase activity
Source: RefSeq, a predicted model, not a curated record
AUGGGUCGAGGGAUUAGUGGUUUAUCGGGGGCGUCGACGGUGUAUGCGCUAUCGUCAGCACCAGGGAAGGCUGGUGUGGCGGUUGUUCGCAUUUCUGGCCCCGAAGCCCUUGCGGCAGCGGGGCAGCUUCUGGGAAAGCGGGCGUUGCCCAUCCCCCGGCAAGCGACUGUGGCUCGCUUGAGUGAUCCUUUGACUGAUGACCUGCUGGAUCAGGCCCUGGUCCUCACUUUUCCUGGGCCACGCAGCUUUACCGGCGAGGAUGUGGUUGAGCUGCAUCUACACGGCAGUCGUGCUGUCGUUGCAGGCGUGCUUGAUGCCCUGGGGCGUCUCCAAGGGCUUGCGCCUGCCCCACCUGGUGAAUUUACCAAGCGUGCCUUUGCGCACGGCAAGCUCGGCCUGACCCAAGUCGAAGGCUUGGCUGAUCUCAUCUCAGCUGAGACCACAUCGCAGCGCCAGCAAGCGCUCCGGCACUUGGAGGGUGAUGCACAGAAGUUGUUGCUGGGCUGGCGCCAAGAGCUUUUGCAUGCACUGGCUCUCCUGGAGGCCUACAUUGAUUUUAGUGAGGAUGAGAACAUCGAAGAGGACGCCUUUUCCUCGGCCUCGGAAAAGGUUGGACACAUGGUGGAAGAAAUGCGCCGCCAUGUUGCAGACAGUCGGGCAGGACAACGAGUGCGAGAUGGCGUGCGCAUUGUGCUCUCUGGGUUGCCCAAUGUGGGCAAGUCCUCGCUAUUAAAUUAUUUUUGUCGCCAGGAGCGCGCCAUUGUCACGGAUAUUCCGGGUACAACGCGCGACCUUUUGACCGUUGACCUCGAGCUUCGCGGUUUUCCGGUCAUCUUUGUGGAUACGGCUGGCAUUCGAUUUGGCGAUCAAGUGGAUCGCGUUGAGCAAGAGGGGGUGCGUCGAGCUCAGGAGGCAGCAGCCAACGCUGACGUUCGCAUCUGCCUUCAAGAUGCUACCAACCCCGAAAGCUUGUGCUGCUCUACACUGAAGCAGGGCGGAGUUCCCUGUGCUUGCCUCCAUGGGUCGGCAAUAAACGCCGAUCAGUCUACACCCCCACAUCUGCUUCGCGUGGUCAACAAGUGCGACGCAAAGCCUCUAUCAAUGGAGCUCAGUGAGGGCGUGUUGAGCGUCUCUUGCUUGGAACGAAAAAACCUGGACCAGCUCACCACUGUGCUCGGUGAUACCGUCGAGACCCUAUGUCAUACCGCUUCUGGCGAAGUGCCAACGGUCGUGCGCCACCGGCAUCAGCAGCAUCUGACGGCUGCUUUGGAGGCCUUGGAACAGGCUUUGGUAAGUUCAGCGCUGAGCGCCGACUGCGUCCUCAUGGCCGAAGAGAUGCGAUAUGCCCUCUCUGAGCUGGGGCACCUGACUGGUCAUGUUAAACUGGACGAAAUGCUUGACAUUGUUUUUUCUGAAUUUUGUAUUGGCAAGUAA